Messenger RNA from Pecten maximus, 2965 nucleotides. Its product is annotated as sterile alpha motif domain-containing protein 12-like. Gene Ontology annotation, cellular component: cytoplasmic side of plasma membrane. The record is from RefSeq and is a predicted model, not a curated record. Bases 175 to 675 code for a protein of 166 amino acids. The transcript has 7 exons. Gene Ontology annotation, molecular function: protein binding. Gene Ontology annotation, biological process: cell surface receptor protein tyrosine kinase signaling pathway. Lineage: Eukaryota; Metazoa; Mollusca; Bivalvia; Pectinida; Pectinidae.
GGUCCACCUACACCAUCGACGAGGAACCAGUCAAAACAUGUAUUGCAACAUUUCGUGAUGCUGGUAAAAGUUUAAAGAUUUAAAUAAAUCAAGAAAAUCCAGUAUGAGUAAAUGGCGGAAUAUCUGUAAUUAAAGAUGAUUUUAAAGGUGUAACAAGUUAGAGAAGAACUCAACAUGGAAGCUCCAGCUGUCAUUAAAACUGAGGUUACAACUCCGGCAGAGAAAACACCAGUGCCCAAAUACAAAGAGAGUGGAACAAGUAGUACCAGCACACAAUCAACAGUGAAGAAGACAACUAAAAGUAAAACCAAGCCUCUGUACUUCUGGACGUGUGCAGAUGUAAACAAAUGGCUCAAGAAGCACUGCAGCCAGUUUCAUGGCAUUUAUGGAGAUCUCCUUCUACAGCAGGAAGUCACCGGAAGAACACUGAUUCGAAUGAAUGAAAUUAAAUUGGAGAGAAUAGGAAUAGCUAAAGCUGAACAUAGGAAUGAAUUUAUGCAGUACAUUUUACGCCUUAGACUUCGACAUGAGACUGGAGAUUUAAAGAAUUUAGACCAAAAAGAAAGGCAAACAACCAAGUACAUAGAACGCUAUGUUUCAGGAACUGGUUUUGAAUUGAAGCUACCAGAGAAAUCCCGAAAUGCCAAAGAGAUGAAGGAGAAGCAGCCUCCGUAGCAGCCUCAGUGGACAUGUGAUGUAGUGUAGGGAUCUCUUCAAAUGGCUUCAUAAUCCUCCCCUAGCAAAGUUUGGGGGAAUACUGGAAUGAUCAGGAUGUCAACCAGACACUUUGUAUAAAUAGUUAUAUUAACAAAAGUAGCUAUGAUCUUAAUUUGACAAAUUUUGUGGGAGUUAUGCCCCUUCUUUGAUGGUCACCUCUCUCUUGAAACACAGUACACAUGCUCAGUAGAAUCAGUACCCAAGGUUAUUGUAUGUUUUGCCAUUUAUAUUUCAUUUUAAUGGAUUUCGUGGGAGUUAUGCCCCUUUAAGGAUAUUGGGUGUUAUGCUUCCUUCAAAGAUUGCACAGGAGUUAUUUCCCUUUAAGGUUUCCAUAAACAAAGGCUUAUGUGGAAUUGGGAGAUAAGUUACAGCUAACAUUUCUAGUUCUAACUUAAAGUUGUUAAAUUUGAAUCAAGAUAAUGUUCCUCAAAGAAUGCUUGCUGGAUAAUUGGAGCUGGAUUAACGAGGCUGCACAAUGGAUAUUAGCGGUGGCUGAAAUAAUGAGGCUGCACCAUGUACAACAGGAUUAAUGACAGCAGGAUUAACAAGGCUGGACAAUGGACAACAGGAUUAAUGACAGCAGGAUUAACAAGGCUGGACAAUGGACAACAGUAUUAGUGGUGGCUGGAAUAAGGAGGCUGGUCAAUUGACAACAGGAUUUGUGGUAGAUGGAUUAACAAGGCUGGACAAUGGACAACAGGAUUUGUGGUGGCUGGAUUAACAUGGCUGGACAAUGUACAACAGGAUUAGUGGUGGCUAAACUAAUGAGGCUGGUCAAUGGACAACAGGAUUGGUCGUGGCUGGAUUAACAAGACUGGACAGUGGUUAGCAGGAUUACAAUGGUGGCUGGACCGUGAGGCUGCACAAUGGACAACAGGAUUAGAGGUGGCUUUAUUAUCGAGAUUUCAAACCAUUGUCAUCUCGUUGACAGAUAUUGUCUUUAUGAUGUUACAUUGUUUUUUUUAAUACCAGAGAUGCUUUUGUGAUUUGAAAUGAAAGUGACUGUGAGUUUGUGAGCACUGUAGAUGGUUAUUGAAAGUGAGUUUCGACAAUAUACCAGUAGUGUAUUUAGUAAUUUUAGUUUCAGAGGGAACUUCUCUCUAUAGAGAGUGAGCCAAGACUUCCAAAACUAGAAUUUCUAUAAAUAGAUCUUAUGAUGUGGCAUUACAUUGAGCAAAUGAAAUGAUGUGUCAUGGGUGACAGAAUCUGUUUUAACCAUAGAAUGAAAAAUAUUGUUUUAUAUAGAAGCAAUGGUACAUUAAUAUUGUUUGUUUGUGCAAUAGUCUAGAAUACACUUAUAUAUGAGUUAUUUUUUUCUGAACAUAUUUUUAUUCCACGAAAAGGUCUGAUUGUUGAUAAAUCUGUAAAACACAAUGUAUUUAUGACCCAAUGGCCAUGAGACACAAUUAUGUGAAAUCCAUUAUUUUAUACUUUUUAUCAAGAAACUUAUGUGAAAAUACAACAAUAGCACCAGUUCUACAUUGUACAUUACAUAAACAGUAGUUUGUCUAUAACAAUGGUUCUUUGUAUUUAUUUAUUUCCAUACAAUAAAUGCAGGGCUGCCUUUCAGUUUCUGUAGUUUAUCUGGUGUAUUGGACAAUUCAACCUCUGAUCGCUUAGCAUAAUAUACGUCGAUAAUUUAUUUUUAGACCACAUGAUAUAGAUCUCGAGUUAAAAGUACUACUUUGAGUGACCUUCAUAUGCCCGCCAUAUGACCUUGACUGAUACAAGGAUGUUAAGAAAUCUUCUGAAUGUAAGUCUUAUUACAUUAAUUACCAAGUAAGCAAAUAUUUGUGCUUGAUAGAUAUUUUAUAAAUAUGUACUGGUUACAAUUUUGGCAGGAUUUUCACACAGACACAUUCUUCAUCUCUUGUUAGUUUUUAGGUAACAUAAUCUUGAAUUGGAAUUUUUUUUCCUGUUUUGAUUUUGUCUUUUUCACAAUAACCAUUAUUUCGGGUGGAACUACAACCCCAAUUAAGUAUAUUGGUAUCAGUGGAUAUGAAAUAAUUCCUAAGUGAAAUGUUAAUCAAUUAUAUAUAUAGUAUAUGUUUAUAAAAUGGUUUUCUAAGGCACCUACAGCCGAAUAUUUAUAUAUUAGAUUUUAAUGUGUAUGUCUGAAGUCAGGACUUGGUGUUGAUUGAUGACAGGACGAUCCAUGCUACACUUAAGAGACCGGAAGUUAAGAUUUUCUGUACAUUUUGUAUCAUUUGUUAACUGUGGAGUCCAAUAAACUAUUAAGAUCUGAAAA